Molecule: messenger RNA, 483 nt
Organism: Fusarium tjaetaba
Lineage: Eukaryota; Fungi; Ascomycota; Sordariomycetes; Hypocreales; Nectriaceae
Product: 50S ribosomal L21e protein
Exons: 3
Coding region: 1-483 (160 amino acids)
Biological process (GO): translation
Cellular component (GO): ribosome; cytosolic large ribosomal subunit
Molecular function (GO): structural constituent of ribosome
Source: RefSeq, a predicted model, not a curated record
AUGGGUCACUCCUACGGAAAGAGAGCGGGCACCCGCUAUGCCUUCAGCCGGGACUUCCGCAAGAAGGGUAUGAUUGCCCUGAACACCUAUCUCCGACAGUACCGCGUUGGUGAUAUCGUCGACAUCAAGGCGAACGGUGCCGUCCAGAAGGGUAUGCCCUUCAAGGUGUACCACGGCAAGACUGGUGUCAUCUACAACGUCACCAAGUCUGCUGUCGGUGUCAUCAUCUACAAGCAGGUGAAGCACCGAUACAUCGAGAAGCGAAUCAACGUCCGAAUCGAGCACAUCCAGCAGUCCCGAUCUCGUGAGGACUUCCUCAAGCGAGUCAAGGCCAACGCCGAGGCCAAGAAGGAGGCCAAGGCCAACGGUACCGUCGUCCAGGUCAAGCGUCAGCCCGCUGGACCCCGUGAGGCUCACACACUGUCGCUUGCCGACAACCCUCCUCAGACCGUCACUCCUCUCGCCUACGAGACUACGAUCUAA